Solea solea (common sole) is the source of this 2339-nucleotide messenger RNA. It is a transcript of the gene pip5k1ba, whose product is annotated as phosphatidylinositol-4-phosphate 5-kinase, type I, beta a. Gene Ontology annotation, biological process: phosphatidylinositol metabolic process. The transcript has 13 exons. Gene Ontology annotation, molecular function: phosphatidylinositol kinase activity. The coding region runs from base 181 to 1770 and encodes 529 amino acids. NCBI's taxonomy places the organism in Eukaryota, Metazoa, Chordata, Actinopteri, Pleuronectiformes, Soleidae. The record is from RefSeq and is a predicted model, not a curated record.
UCUGUGUACAGUAAGGUAAAGCGUGGAUUUGAAUGUGACUCUCAGAAAAAUCUGUCACAGCUUUGCAUUGACACGAAUGCAAAUGUAAGCGCGGCACGUAAACUUCUCUGUGCCUCACCUACAGGAGCAGCCAAUCAGCAACAUGAACUCUCAGUAAAAGAAAAAGGUCCAUUCAAGACGAUGUCCACAUCCACAGCAACCAGUGCCGGAGGAACCAAAACCGCCAAAGCGUCAAAGGAUCAUAAAAAGCCCACAUCCACCGUCCUGAAAGGAGCGAUCCAGCUGGGCAUCAGCUACACUGUGGGAAACCUCAGCUCCAAACCGGACAGAGAUGUCCUGAUGCAGGACUUCUCUGUGGUGGAGAGCGUCUUCCUUCCCAGUGAAGGCAGCAACCUGACUCCAGCACAUCACUUCCCAGACUUCCGGCUGAAGACGUACGCCCCGCUGGCCUUCCGCUACUUCAGAGAGCUGUUUGGCAUCAAACCUGAUGACUACCUGUACUCCAUCUGUAACGAGCCACUGAUCGAGCUGUCGAACCCCGGUGCCAGCAGUUCCUGGUUCUACCUCACCAGUGACGAUGAGUUCAUCAUUAAGACAGUGCAGCAUAAGGAGGCGGAGUUUCUGCAGAAGCUGUUGCCUGGUUACUACAUGAAUCUGAAUCAGAAUCCGCGGACACUGCUGCCUAAGUUCUACGGUCUGUACUGCAUCCAGAGCGGCGGCGCCACCGUCCGUGUGGUGGUGAUGAACAAUGUGCUGCCGCGCGCCAUGAGGAUGCACUACAAGUACGACCUGAAGGGCUCCUCGUACAAGCGCCGCGCCUCGCGCAAGGAGCGCCUCAAGUUCUCGCCCACGUUCAAAGACCUAGACUUCCAGGAGAUGCAUGAGGGCCUGUUCUUCGACGCCGACACGUACAACGCCCUGAUGAAGACUCUGCAGAGGGACUGUCGGGUGUUGGAGAGCUUUAAGAUCAUGGACUACAGUCUCCUGCUGGGGAUUCACGUUCUGGACCAGAAGCCUCUGAGCAGAGGAAGUCGCUGUGACAGCAGGAGAGGACAGAAAGUCCUCUACUCCACCGCACUCGAGUCCAUCCAGGGCAACGUGAGGGAUCCUGAACCUGUGGCUGAUGAUGACGACACAUUGGGUGGAAUUCCUGCCAAACACAAGGAUGAAAACCUGCUGAUCUUUUUAGGAAUCAUUGACAUCCUUCAGUCCUACAGGUUCAUUAAGAAGGUGGAACACUCGUGGAAAGCGCUUGUGCACGACGGGGUGAGUAACACACCUGCUGUGUGUGUGUGUGAGUGUGUGUGUACCUUUAUGACUGACUCUUUAUCGUGUGUUUGUCAGGACACCGUUUCCGUUCACAGGCCCAGUUUUUACGCAGAUCGGUUUCUGAAGUUCAUGAGCUCCACCGUGUUCAAGAAGAUUCACCCUUUAAGAGGAGCGUCUUCAAAAAGGAAGAGGAACUCUCUGUACGCAGCCAAGUCGGCGUCUCAGGAGAUUCUGUCGCCGCACAGGGAGGAGGAGAAGAAGAAGGACGAGAAGGUUAAAGCUCAAAGUUUGGACAACCUGGAUGGAGACUUUUACAGUUCCUCAAAACAACCAGAUCUCCUGCCCAAAUCUGCUGUUUCUUUUGCGUCUAACACAAAUGAGGAAGAGGAACAAGACAACAGUGAGGAGCGACGUGACUCCAGUUCAACCAUCGCUCUGGAUGAUCCUCUGCCGUCCCUCAGCAGAAACCAGUCAGACACUGAACUGGACGUCUACUUGUGAGGAGACACGAGUGCACGGCUGACCAUUGACAUCCCAGCUCCACAUGAGGACGUCACGCGUCUCCAUGGUGACAACAAAACUUGUAAAACACUAAUAAUCUGCCCUUUUUUGUAAACUUUGCUGCUAAUUGAACAACAAAACAACAAAAGUUGAGCCUCAGCAGCUGGAUCUCUGAGCACUUACACUCAGUUAUUAUAAUAUAUAUUAAAAAGAAACGUAUUUUCCACAUAUUUAUAUAGACAUUUGUUCUUAAAUCUUAUCAUCUAUGUUAUCUCUGAAGUACAAAACUAAAAUAAUCAUGAUUUCAAGUGUGCACACCAAUAUUUAAAGGCACAUAAAUCAGUUUAAUCUCUGCUGUUUGUGUAUUUUUAAUUGAAAUGUUUUCAUGUCUAGAUGUCCUAUAAUAGGAUUUAAACUGCUGUAAUCUUUUAUAUUUUUUAAAAUGAUCUUGCUUCUUUUUAGCUUCUCCUUGACGUUUGUGUUAUUUCUGUGUAGAAAAUGAGUGAAAAUACCUACGACUGUAUUAUAGCAACACUUUUUGACUUUUAUCCAUGAAAUAAAUUAAUAUU